Cynara cardunculus var. scolymus (artichoke) is the source of this 1482-nucleotide messenger RNA. RefSeq lists its product as uncharacterized. The record is from RefSeq and is a predicted model, not a curated record. The transcript has 4 exons. Lineage: Eukaryota; Viridiplantae; Streptophyta; Magnoliopsida; Asterales; Asteraceae. The coding region runs from base 1 to 1482 and encodes 493 amino acids. Gene Ontology annotation, molecular function: protein dimerization activity.
AUGUCUUCUCUUGACAAUGAGCAUAUUGAUAUUAAUUUGGAUGAUACUUGUGUUGAUGCUAAUGAAAAUCCUAACAUGGUGAAUUUAGUUGGCACUCUAAAUGACUCCCAUGAGGAUUUGACUACAAAUGUUGAUACUAAUAAUGCUUCUAAUGAUGUUAUUAAUGUUAAUGCUAAUAAUGUUCCUGAUGUUAUUAAUGUUAAUGCUAAUAAUGCUUCUAAUGAUGUUCCUGAUGCUACUGAUCGUGAUGAUGUUUUUAAUCAUUUUGAUAUAUUUGAUCCCAGAAAUUGGGAUACGUUAGAUUCUAAAAUGAUUGAUGUAAUUUUAUCAAAUGGGAAGAAAUGUGAUAGAGAUUGGCUUGUAUAUUCGGUAAAGCUUGAUAAGGAUCAUGUUCAACGUAUUACAAAUGGUGAUUUACAUGUUCAUUAUCUUGGUCCUAAAAUUCAAAAUGAGUUGAUAAUUUUGCUUGCCAAGAGACUUAAAUGUGAAAUUAUUAAUAAAGUAAAAGAGAAGUAUUUUUCUGUUAUCCUUGAUUGCACUCCCGAUAUAAGUUAUCAAGAACAAAUGUUCUUGCUAUUAAGAAGGGACGCAAAAUCUUUAGCACACAAUGAGCUUGGUGAUUUUGAGUUUCUAGUGUCAAUGGUGGUUUGGUAUGAAAUACUGUAUGCCGUAAAUUUGAUUAGUAAACAUUUACAGUCAGAAAAUAUGUUAAUUGAUGUUGCUAUUGAUAAAGUUAAGGGACUGAUUUCUUAUUUUAAGGGAUAUAGAAAAAGAAGAUUUUUAGAUGCUAUAGAACUAGCAAGGACGAUUGCCACUGAACUAAAUAUUGAUCCGUUGUUUCCUCAAAGACGUGAAAUUCGAAGAAAAAGACAUUUUAAUGAAAAUUCGCAUGAUGCAUCUGAAAUGAAUUCACAAUCAAUGGAGGAGUCAUUUGAAGUUAAUUAUUUUUUAUGUGUCUUUGAUCAUGCAAUUGCUUCACUAAGUAGGAGAUUCGAACAAUACCAAGAAUAUGAAAGUGUGUUUAGGUUUUUGUUUACAUAUUAUAAGUUGCGUUCUUUGGAUGAUACAUGUUCAAAGUCUUCUUGUACUAAUUUUGAAAAUGCAAUGAAGAAACAAGACCAAUUUGAUAUAGAUGGGAAUGACUUAUAUGUUGAACUGAAGAUACUUCAAGAUCUUUUUCCCGCACAAAAGAUGAGACCUCUUGAUAUUUUAAAGUAUUUGAAACAUGUUGAAUGCUUCACUAAUGCUAUUAUUCCUUAUAGAGUUUUGUUGACUAUUCUUGUAAUCGUUACAUCUGCAGAAAGAAGUUUUUCAAAGUUGAAGUUGUUGAAGUCUUAUAUGCGCUCCACAAUGACACAAGAAAGGCUUAACGGACUUCUCAUGAUAGCACUUGAAAAUGACUUUUCGGAGAAAGUUGAUUACGAAGAGCUUAUUGAAGAUUUUGUUUCCAAGAAUAUUAAAAGAAUGAGUUUAUCCAAGUGA